AUGGACUUUUCGAACUUCAAUCCCGCCGAGCAAGCUCAUAUGACCAAGGUCAUUGAGAAGAGGCAGAUGCAAGACUUCCUCCGAAUGUAUUCAAAUCUCGUUGAAAAGUGCUUCAACACGUGUUGUAAUGAUUUCUCAUCCAAGGCGCUGUCAUCUAAAGAGGAAACUUGUAUCAUGAACUGUACGGAGAAAUUCAUCAAACACUCCGAGCGCGUUGGAGCCCGUUUUGCUGAAGCUAAUGAGGAGGCUAUGAGCGCACAAAAUCGUUGA
Psilocybe cubensis is the source of this 270-nucleotide messenger RNA. RefSeq lists its product as uncharacterized. The coding region runs from base 1 to 270 and encodes 89 amino acids. The transcript is spliced from 4 exons. Lineage: Eukaryota; Fungi; Basidiomycota; Agaricomycetes; Agaricales; Agrocybaceae. The record is from RefSeq and is a predicted model, not a curated record.